Jatropha curcas is the source of this 963-nucleotide messenger RNA. Its product is annotated as ethylene-responsive transcription factor 2. Gene Ontology annotation, biological process: ethylene-activated signaling pathway; regulation of DNA-templated transcription. NCBI's taxonomy places the organism in Eukaryota, Viridiplantae, Streptophyta, Magnoliopsida, Malpighiales, Euphorbiaceae. The record is from RefSeq and is a predicted model, not a curated record. Gene Ontology annotation, molecular function: DNA-binding transcription factor activity; DNA binding.
UCACAGUCCAGAGUCCAAAAUCCAAAUCCACAGAGAGAAAUAGAAAGUUCUUUUUCUAAAAGAAAAUGUGGAGGGAAAGUACCUCAGAGUUUGACGACAUGGCUUUUCUGGAGUCAAUUCAACAGUUUCUUCUUAACGAUGAUUUCCAGACCUUAGCGAGUAUUCCAGAGUUUAAUUCCAGUGAGGAAUCGAGCUUCUCUAGUAGUCCUCAUUCAACUGAUACCUGCAAUCAUUUACCUUCCAAAUUAGUUAACGAUCCUUAUGAGAUGAGCAUUUGCAAUGCUUUAGCUGAUAAUGAAUGGAGCUUUUCGUGGAAUCCGGUAAAUCAAUUUGAUUCCACGGCGCUUGCUGCUAAAGAGGCGGAACUUUAUGAUGUGAUCGCUAGUCCAGAACCAGAGGUUGUUUCUGAGCCUGAGGUCAGUAUUCCAAAAGUUGCGGCGGCGCGUAAGAACAACUCAGAUUGUAAAGGAUGGCAAUAUAGAGGAGUAAGGAGAAGACCAUGGGGAAAAUAUGCUGCGGAGAUUAGAGACCCUAAGAAAAAUGGAGCUAGGAUAUGGCUAGGAACUUACGAGACACCUGAGGAUGCGGCUCUUGCUUAUGACCAAGCUGCAUUUAAGAUGCGUGGUUCUAAAGCUAAGCUUAAUUUUCCUCACCUGAUCGGCUCUGCUGAUUACCAGCCUCCGGUUAGAGUGAGCCCUAAGCGGCGAUCCUCGGAAAUGGAAUCUACAUCGUCUGAAGAUGGAUCACCUAAGCGGAGAAAAUGAAAUGUUUUGUUUUUUCUUUUUCUGAUUUUAGUUUUUAGAGAAAGUAAAUACACCCAACUGUGGCUUGGGAAAAUCGGUUUGAAAGUUGCCGACAGAGUUCGGUAGAUUUAGCUGUUUUGGUCUCUCUUAUUAAUUAAUAAUUAGAUAAUAAUUUUGUAUUGGAAAGAAAUGAAAGUUUUUAGCUAUCUAUAUUAUAUAU